Messenger RNA from Pimephales promelas (fathead minnow), 1311 nucleotides. The record is from RefSeq and is a predicted model, not a curated record. Lineage: Eukaryota; Metazoa; Chordata; Actinopteri; Cypriniformes; Leuciscidae.
CCAUGGAACUGCUUUGCGAUAAUGGCACUAACUUCGUUGGAGGUAAUCGAGAACUACAAGAGACCUUCACUGCUAUGUCACCAAGGCUCCAGGAGCUGCUGGCUGAGCAGAGAAUCCGGUUUCGACACAAUCCACCGAGUGCUCCUCACUUUGGGGGAACCUGGGAGCGUGAGGUAAAAUCAGUCAAGACAGCACUGCGGGUAAUCCUUCGAGAGCAGUCAGUCCCAGAACCAGUACUACAAACCCUUCUGGUGGAAGUUGAGAGCAUUUUAAAUGCCAAGCCACUUGGCUAUGUAUCCUCAGAUGUUGCAGACUUGGAUCCAGUGACUCCAAAUUUGCUUCUUAUGGGUCGCCGUGAUGCCUCUCUACCUCAGGUCCUGUACGACUCUAACAACUUGCUUGGAAGACGGAGAUGGCGACACAGUCAGGUCCUGGCUGACUGUUUCUGGACUGCCUUCAUUCGCCAUUACCUCCCAGGCUUGCAAUGUCGUCAAAAGUGGAGGACGGAUGUCAAAGAACUGACAGUUGGUCAAGUAGUGCUUAUUGUCGAUCCACAACUUCCACGGGCGCUCUGGCCUGUCGGCACUGUGAUUGAGACCCUGGUUGGGGCUGAUGGCAGAGUCCGUAUCGCCAGAGUCAAAGUUAAGGAUAAAACUUACACCCGUCCAGUUGUCCGACUCAUCCCGCUUCCUCGUCUUGAGGACUCCGACAUCGACACUUCAGACAGGCUUUCUUAGGGUGUUUAAUUAUCUUGACAGAUAAUUGGGGCGGCAAUGUCAGAAACCCUGUUCUAGGAACUAAUGUUUGUUUAUUGUUUCCUGCACGUUCCGUUAUUAGUAACGCACCCGGUAGAAAAUGAAAGUAAAUUAUCGGUUAUGCUGAUGGUUUUGUUCUGUGUAAAUGCGUUCAUGCAAUACACGUAAGUGCACAUCUAUAUUUUAUUAGUAUGUGUAGUGCAUGUGAUUGGUGAUUUCCUAUGUUUAUAUUGCUUGGAUUUACCGUUUAUUUGGCUGUAAUCUGCCGAGCUAAUCUGAUGAGUCAUCACUAGUAGCGCGGGCGUUUUGCUCCGAUAAAGCGCGAGUGUUUGUUUACAGCAUUGUAUUAUACCAUAUACAAGCACAGAUGCAAACCCAGAUGCAUAUUCAAGAUUGUGAAUAAAUGUCUCAUAACCAAGAAUCUCUUCUUCACUCCUCAAUUCUCUAAUCGGAAUUUGAUCCAUAUUUGUCCGCCUCAAUCAGCGGAACUUUUAAUUGUAGUGGGACUUCGCUACAAGUAUCAUAGAAAGUAACAUAUUUUAGCAAUAGUGUAAAA